CCGGAUGUACGCAGUCAGUUGAGCAGCGAUGAAGAUGACGGGGGAAAACAGUUCUGGAAAGUCUGAAAUAACAAUGGAGGAUGUUAAAAACCUUGUUAAAAAGAAAGACGAGCUUGAAGAGCAGAUAAAAGCUUAUUACGAUGUUUUGGAAGACCAAGGUGUCGGAGUGCAAGGCCCCUUGGUGGACGAUGAGGGUUACCCCAGAGCUGAUGUUAAUGUUUACCAGAUCAGGACAGCAAGACACAAUAUUUCAUGCCUGCAGAACGACCACAAGGCCAUCAUGGUGGAGAUAGAAGAAGCCCUGCACAAGCUGCAUGCUCGUGAGAAAGCCAAGCGGGAACAGGAUGAGACAGAAGCCAUGGGCGAGGCGAUGGAGCAGCAGGUCACUCUUCCGCCGCCAUUUGCACGGGUGGAUGCUGUGACACAGGGCUCACCGGCCUGUGGAGCUGGGCUCAGAGUUGGUGAUGAAGUCAUUGAGUUUGGUUCUGUGAACACGGAGAACUUUCAGAACCUCCAGAAUAUUGCUUCUGUGGUACAACACAGUGAAGGGAAACCAUUACGUGUCACAGUCGUCCGGGAUGGCCAGAAAGCUCAAAUGAGCCUGACUCCACAGCGAUGGUCAGGCAGAGGUCUGCUCGGAUGUAACAUUGUUCCAAUCUGUCGGUGAUUGCCAUGACAUGAAACCCCUUCCUCUACAUGUUGCCCCUGGACCACUUCAAACUGAAUUUGUAAAUACUGCAGACAUUUCCAUCUGUUUGUUUUUUCAAUAUCUUAAUCAGAAACUGAACUUUCCUUCAUACAGGAUGUAAACAUUGCUACCUUAUACUAUACAUUAAGAGUUGAGAGAAUAUAAAUGACAGAAAUGUGGAGUAGCUGUUGAACUAUAUUGCAGUGAUCUGAAGUGACACUAAAAAGCAACAACAAGAGACUUUGGAAAAUAAUUAUUUUGCUACUACCAUCAAUAAAUGCUUAUUUUCAGUAAUGAUGAA
Messenger RNA from Dicentrarchus labrax (European seabass), 989 nucleotides. RefSeq names its product proteasome 26S subunit, non-ATPase 9 (gene psmd9). Bases 29 to 667 code for a protein of 212 amino acids. The transcript has 6 exons. Gene Ontology annotation, molecular function: protein binding. Gene Ontology annotation, biological process: proteasome regulatory particle assembly. Gene Ontology annotation, cellular component: cytoplasm; nucleus. NCBI's taxonomy places the organism in Eukaryota, Metazoa, Chordata, Actinopteri, Moronidae. The record is from RefSeq and is a predicted model, not a curated record.